Messenger RNA from Cordyceps militaris CM01, 2337 nucleotides. RefSeq names its product Protein phosphatase inhibitor. The transcript is spliced from 6 exons. Gene Ontology annotation, cellular component: mitochondrion. Bases 1 to 2337 code for a protein of 778 amino acids. Gene Ontology annotation, molecular function: protein serine/threonine phosphatase inhibitor activity. The record is from RefSeq and is a predicted model, not a curated record. NCBI's taxonomy places the organism in Eukaryota, Fungi, Ascomycota, Sordariomycetes, Hypocreales, Cordycipitaceae.
AUGCCGGCCCGGCAAAAAAUUUUGGGUAGCACCCUGAAAGAUCCACUGAAAUUUAUCAAGCCGAACUUUCUGAUGAAUCUCGACUCUGCCUUACUUGGCUUGUCGGAGCUCAAAUAUCGUCACAUUCUCUACGGCUGCGGCGCAUUCACCCAGACGACCGAUUCCCAGCAGCUUGGUUAUUACGACAUCGCCGCAAAGCGUGUGCGCACAUGGUUAAACCCUCCGAAGCCCGAAUUACAACAGAAGGAUGUUCAAGAAAACGAAGUCGUUCAGAAUGUCUUGAAAUCCAUGGAUAGCGACCAGCUGACCGCGCUCGGGUUUGAUGCGAACACAUUGGUAGUCGAAGAGCCAGUCGUCUCGCCUCCCUCUGCCUCCCAAGCACCAGUCUGCGAUCGAUGCCACGACUUGAUACAUCACAAUGCCAAGUCAGCCUCUGGCCGAGUGCCGAUGUUUCACCCCACAGUCGAGUCGCUGCGAGAGACAAUCGAAGAAUCACCGCAUAAAUAUAAUCACAUAUACCACGUCAUCGAUGCCGCCGACUUUCCGAUGUCACUGAUCCCAAGAUUGAAUGUCUUGCUUGGCGACAUUCCCCUCCGAACUCGCAACAGACGUUCACGAUCGAGCAAGUUUCUCCGCGACCGACAAACGGAACUAAGCUUCAUCAUCACCCGCAGCGACCUUCUAGGACCUACAAAGCAAUCAGUCGAUGCGCUCAUGCCCUACCUCCGAGAAGUGUUGCGAGAUGCCCUCGGCCGUUUGGGCGGCAGAGUGCGUCUUGGCAAUGUUCGCUGCGUGAGUGCCAGCCACGGCUGGUGGACAAGAGAUGUAAAAGAGGAUAUCUGGCGGAGGGGCGGUGCUGGAUGGAUGGUUGGAAAGGUUAAUGUCGGAAAAAGCCGUCUGUUUGAGGAAGUCUACCCAAAAGGCCGUCUAGAUCACCCGGACGCUUCGGUCGCACCCACGGCCAUUGGCCAGAUUUCACCCGAGGCAGAAGAGGUGGAUGUCGGGGACUUGCUGCCACCUGCCCGAGGAGUUACCAACUAUCCAGCUAUGCCUCUUGUGUCUUCGCUUCCUGGAACAACGGCAUCGCCCAUUCGGAUCCCCUUUGGCAACAAGAAAGGGGAGCUGAUUGACUUGCCUGGAUUGGCUCGCAGCGAUUUGGACUUGUUUGUCAAAGAAGAGCACAGGCAGUCUCUGAUAAUGAAGAAGCGCAUCGUGCCAGAGCAGGCCACCAUCAAGCCUGGUCAGUCUCUCGUUCUGGGCGGCGGCUUGAUCCGCAUCACCCCUUCAUCAGAGAACACGAUAUUCCUGAUGUACAACUUUACACCGCUGGAGGACCACAUCACGAGCAACGAAAAGGCGGCUGAUUUCCAAGCGCAGGCGAAGGUUUCUGGGGCUCAGGAAAACAUCUCUCUUCCGGCCACAGCGGCGACGAUUAAGCAUGCGGGCAGGUUUACCCUACAACAUGACGUUACCAGACAAAGAGCUGGGCCUUUGACGAGGAAAAAUUCUCUCGGUCUCAGCGUUGACCGACUUCCGUUUCGUGUCCUGUCGGUCGACAUCCUGAUUGAAGGUGUCGGCUACGUCGAGAUUGUUGCCCAAGUUCGCACUCGAAGCCUCUACCGGCAAAGGGAACAUGAUAGCAGAAUGGAGAGCGGAAAGAGCGCAGUGGAUGCGCAGAGCGCGGAAGAGAAAGCAUCGUCGCCAGCGUUGGCUUUGGACCCUUUUGAAGACAUGAUGCGUCAACGGCGAGAUAACGACAAGACCAAUCAUCGAACCGAGCAGCCAAACCCUGCAACAAAGCGACAAGAGGAGCAGCAGUCCUACGAAGUUGACCUUCCCGCAGUUGAUAUAUAUACUCCAGAGGGACGAUUCGUUGAGGCAAGGAAGCCUAUUAAUGGAUGGCUCAACAAUAAGCCGAGAGUCCUUGCAGAGCAUAAGAAGAGUCGACCCAGAAAAAGCAUGAAGGGCCAAAAGAAGAAGGUCAACGGGCGGUCGGUGCAAUGGGCCGAGGACGUGGUGGACAAUGAGGGCCUGGGCAGGAAGAGCUCUAAAGUGUGCUGCAUCUACCACAAGCCAAAGGCCGUAGACGAAUCGAGCGACGAGUCCAGCUCCGAUUCGUCGUCAGACUCGGAAUCGGAUUACGAAGAGGACAUGCGACGUGGCAAAGGACGCAGUGGGCGGGGUCACGACAAGGACGGGGAGCCCGAGGGGUGCAGUCACUCACACGGCCACGAUCACGGCAAGCCGCGCGAGAAGCAGAAGCGGCCGCCGAGCCCGAAUGCAUACGAAAAGGUCCCAAAGCCGAAGCGAAAGGACGAGUCGAUAGAGAAGAAAUAG